CGCAACAUGCCUCUCGCGCCAGGUACGGUCGUCGUGUGGCUGGCGCUAGGCGUAGCGGUGCACGCGCAACAGGCGCGACCCGUAUACCGACCAGCACCUCAGCAGGGCCAACAGGCAAAGCUGCGUCCCCUGCCUGGACAGCUGCGCUAUCAGUCUCUGCAGUCCUCGCCGCAGAUACAUACGGAACCAGCGCAGCUACAUACCCAACUUCCGCAGCACCCUCGGGUGCCUCAGUCUCGCCCACAGCUCAUACGGCAGGCUACAGGGUCGGUCAAGUACGAUUCUCUGCUGGCCAGCUCACAGCCACUGCGCCAGGUGGCAUUGCCGCCCAAGUACGACGGAUUGCUGUCGACGGGGCAACUGUUGCAUCAGCCCGCCGUGUCGGCCAAAUACAACCCUCUGCUGGCCUCGCCCCAGUCGCUGCGACAGCCAGCCGGCCCACUCAAGUACGACUCGCAGUAUGCGCCGGCACAGUUGCUGCAACAAAGUGUCGUGUCUCCCAAGUACGAAAUAGCGUCCGACGACCAUUUCCCCGGAGGCUUCCAGCGGUACCAGUAUGCGUCGAGGCCCGUCGAUGUGGGUUACACGCCUAGCUUCGCUAGGAAGACACCUUACUACAGACAACAUUACUCGCCCUCGGGCGAGUACUACCAGAAGCCGCACUACAGUUAUGCUCCAGACCAGGAAAUGCUCGAAGUGCAAAAGGAGGUUCUGGAGCUGGUCGAGCCCCUUCAUAAGGAGGACGGGAUGUUCCCGCAGAAGAACCGCAGCUCCAUGUACGCGCUUCUGGUGCCUCUCAUGCUGCUAGGCAUCAGCAUUCCUGCGAUCGGCUUCAUGUACACCUAUCUCAACCGGCGUCGCAGCUUCGGUCGAUCCUACACCGACGCCGAUGCCUGCUCGUUGCUGCCCAGCGAUGAAAUCCUCGACUGCUACAUGAAAAUAUUCCAGCGCAGCCUCGAGUGUUUCCACAAGAAAUGCGAAUGAUAAUAUGCGCAGAUCUCGCCUAAAAAGGACAAUUUACAUACGAAUUUCAUAAUCGUGGAUUUGUUACCAUCGGUAGUCAUUAAAACAUCCUCGUUGAAAAAGAAGGCUCUGUCCAAUCUUGAGUAUCAGGUUUCUUCGACCUAGUCUGUUAGGACAACAAAUGCUGUUUACCAGCUGUCUGGAGAGAUAUGAGGAAGUAGGCAGAAGGUAACAGCAAAACUGAGUGACAAACAAUGAAAGCAUCUCUCGAGAAAGCUCAACCGACAACAGUGACAGUUCCUGGCCAUCUGCCACACAGCCUAAUUCCUGAGAGCUGCUCUCACUUAUCAGUACCACCAAUAUUCGAAGAUAAUAUGAGUUAUAAAUAUUUUUUCUGUUUCACAUUAAGGUUCAUCGCUCCUACAGCCAGGGGCAAUGAGAAUCUUGCACUGAAACUAGCUUAUAGUACUGAAUCCCUCCGUUCCUUUAAAGAUAUUAUAGAUCACAGCUGGUAGCCCCCAGGAACAAUGUCUGUUGGACAACUCACGUUUGUGACUUUUGAGAAUCCCAGCAAACACUUUCAUUGCUUCGACGUGAAGUUAGUUUAACUUAAUUCUUAACAGUUCUUCCACUGGACACCGGUUUUGUAGAGAUGGUAAACAAUUGCUCAUUUUGCUAAAGCCUGUAAUGUCUGGUACAUCUUGUCGUAUUCAAGAGGAGCAGUAGUAGCAAUCAUAUUGGACUUCAUUUGACUAAAAGAAAUCUAAUGAUGCUGUGGUGACUUCCCUCAUGAGGAUAUCUGGAACCCGUCCUGACAGACUCGGCGCGAUUUCCUGACUUAAGAGUAGAGGGAAAAACACUCGAAAGACUGAAACCCUUCUUGAUUUGGACGUCAUCUUCUUAUCUGUAUUUCAUACAAUCACUGCUUAUUUAUUUAUUUAUUUGUAUUAGUAUAUUGUACCUAAAUGUACUUUAUUUGUGUGAUAUGAAAAUACAAAUAUUUAUGAUAGAACAGAAUACGCUGCCUAUUAUCGUCGAUGAUGUUGACUUGGUCGUAUGAAACACGCUGUGCUAAACA
Molecule: messenger RNA, 2041 nt
Organism: Schistocerca americana (American grasshopper)
Lineage: Eukaryota; Metazoa; Arthropoda; Insecta; Orthoptera; Acrididae
Exons: 2
Coding region: 7-984 (325 amino acids)
Source: RefSeq, a predicted model, not a curated record